AAAGCAGCGAGAAAAAUGUCAUCUCGUAAAGGUACUCGUAGUUCUCGUAUUGUUACGCUAGAGCGCUCAGCGAAUUCGUCGCUAAGCAACAAUGGAGGAGGCGACGAUUCAUUUGGCUCAACGCUUCUAGAAACUUCACGUCUUCAAGAGAAAGAUCAUUUGACUUCACUCAACAGUCGUCUUGCCACUUACAUCGACAAAGUUCGUCAAUUGGAGCAAGAGAACAACAGACUCCAGGUUCAAAUUCGCGACAUCGAAGUUGUUGAAAAGAAAGAGAAGUCAAACUUGGCCGAUCGCUUCGAGGCGGAAAAGGCUCGUCUCCGUCGUGCCCUCGAUUCGGCUCAAGAUGAGCUCGCAAAAUACAGGAUCGAGUAUGACGCUGCAAAGGUUGAAGUAAAGAAGUUGAAGCCACAAGUCGAAAAACUUGAGAGAGAACUCGCUGGAGCUGAGGAACAAGCCCUCCAUGCCCAAUCUAUUGCUGAUCAAAGUCAAGCAAAACAGAAGACGUUGCAGGCACGCAACGAUAAAUUGGUGGUGGAGAAUGAUGAUCUCAAAAAGCAGAACAUCACUCUUCGUGACACCGUAGAAGGACUCAAGAAAGCCGUUGAAGAUGAAACUCUUCUCCGAACAGCCGCCAACAAUAAAAUCAAGGCUCUGGAAGAAGAUCUCGCUUUUGCUCUUCAACAGCACAAGGGAGAACUUGAAGAAGUUCGUCACAAGAGACAGGUCGACAUGACAACCUACGCCAAGCAGAUUAAUGAUGAGUAUCAAUCUAAGCUUCAAGAUCAAAUCGAAGAGAUGCGUGCUCAGUUCAAGAACAAUUUGCAUCAAAACAAAACAGCUUUCGAAGAUGCCUACAAAAACAAGCUCAAUGCUGCUCGUGAACGCCAAGAGGAGGCUGUAUCCGAAGCAAUCCAUCUUCGUGCCCGUGUUCGUGACUUGGAGACAUCAAGCAGUGGAAAUGCUUCGCUCAUCGAACGUCUUCGUUCAGAGCUCGACACUCUGAAGAGAUCGUUCCAAGAGAAGCUCGACGACAAGGAUGCUCGAAUUGCUGAACUUAAUCAAGAGAUCGAGCGCAUGAUGAGCGAGUUCCACGAUCUUCUUGAUGUUAAAAUCCAAUUGGACGCCGAACUCAAGACCUACCAAGCUCUCCUUGAGGGUGAGGAGGAGCGUCUCAAUCUUACUCAGGAGGCGCCACAAAACACUUCAGUUCAUCACGUCUCGUUUUCAUCCGGAGGAGCAAGCGCUCAGCGCGGAGUGAAGCGUCGUCGCGUUGUCGAUGUAAAUGGAGAGGACCAAGACAUUGAUUAUCUCAACCGUCGCUCCAAACUCAACAAAGAGACUGUUGGCCCAGUUGGAAUCGACGAGGUUGAUGAGGAAGGAAAGUGGGUCCGUGUUGCAAACAACUCUGAAGAAGAACAAUCCAUCGGAGGAUACAAGUUGGUGGUCAAAGCUGGAAACAAAGAAGCCUCCUUCCAAUUUUCAUCUCGUAUGAAGCUCGCUCCACAUGCUAGCGCCACCGUUUGGUCUGCGGAUGCUGGUGCCGUUCACCACCCACCAGAAGUCUACGUUAUGAAGAAGCAACAGUGGCCAAUUGGAGAUAACCCAUCAGCUCGUCUUGAGGAUAGUGAAGGAGACACUGUUUCUUCUAUCACCGUUGAAUUCAGCGAAUCAUCGGAUCCAUCGGACCCAGCCGAUCGUUGUUCCAUCAUGUAAUUGAGAGUCGAUAUUACAUCAAUCCAUUUGGACCUCAUUUUUACAUCUAUCUCUUCCUAAUAUUCCUUCUUGUUGUGUUGUCCUCGAGAGUUACACUGAUCCUCUUCUUUUUCUCUGUCCCUCCUACGUUUUAACCGUGUUCUUGUUGUUAAUAUACUAGAAUAUGGCAAUAAUUUUGUUUUAAGGAAAUCUCGAAAUUUCACUGCCCUCUUUCCAAGAACACACCUUUCCCUAAGACUAGAUCCAAUUUCCAUUUUUUUGAAUUCAUUGAGCUCACCGUCAAAAUGUAAAAUAGCUCGUUUUUAACCAUUUGCAACAAAAGCAUCAAUCAAACUCCCUGUCUUCCAAUGAUGUUUCUUCCAACUUACCGAUCGGUGUCGCUCAUUAAAAUUUCAAAGUGUAUUUCGUUUAUUUAACUUCAAAAACAUGAAAUAUUUCUUUUCUUUC
Molecule: messenger RNA, 2163 nt
Organism: Caenorhabditis elegans
Lineage: Eukaryota; Metazoa; Nematoda; Chromadorea; Rhabditida; Rhabditidae
Gene: lmn-1
Product: Lamin-1
Exons: 6
Coding region: 16-1716 (566 amino acids)
Biological process (GO): cytoskeleton organization
Cellular component (GO): nuclear envelope; nuclear inner membrane
Source: RefSeq, marked reviewed